This is a messenger RNA of Fraxinus pennsylvanica, 3234 nucleotides long. The record is from the annotation of a GenBank genome assembly. Lineage: Eukaryota; Viridiplantae; Streptophyta; Magnoliopsida; Lamiales; Oleaceae.
AUGGCCUGGAAGAAUUUUAUAUUCUUGAUUCUUCAUUGUUGGGUUUUUCUGGGUUCAAGUUUGAGGGCGCAAUCUGAUAAUGGUUCAGAACUUGCUAUAAAGUUAUUGAGGACCCCUCCUGCAUUUUCCAAUAAAAAUUCAGCUGAAUUUUCUUUUAAAGUGUUUGUGGGUAGAAAUGGGGACAUCUGUGCUGAUUGUUCUACCAAUUGCAAGCUGGAUAAUAGCGUAUCUUCAACUUGUGAAGGUGGGAAAAUUUCUUACACUGUGUUGGUGGACGGGUAUCAUUCCUUUGAGGCGUGCGCCAAUGGCUCGACUGGAGUUGCCUGCGCUAGUUAUAACUGGACCAUUGACACAGUUCGCCCUACAGCAUAUUUAAACGCUGAAUCAACAUUUACAAAUGCUUCUCGGGUUUCUGUGAACAUAUCGUUCAGUGAACCCUGUGCUGGUGGAGGCGGUUUCACAUGUUCUUCCGUAAAUGCCUGCAAUCUUCUUGUUUAUGGUGCUGGUCAAGUUGUGCCAAAUACCCUCAAUGUCGUCCAGCCAAACCGUGAAUUUUCUGUUGUAGUGAGUUUAUCAUCUAACGUCCAGUAUGGACGUGCGAUAUUGGUAAUGGACAAAAAAUUCUGUACAGAUUCUGCUGGAAACAAAUUCACUAGGACAGAUAAUUCGAGUCUAUUCAUACAUUUUGAUAGAAGAAGUGUAUUUGCCAAUUUAAGGACUCAUGUUUCUGAAAGGUUGCUUCAAAUCGACAAACAAACUAGAACUGUGUUGGCAACUAAUAGAAAUAAGAAUCUAAAGCUCUACCUGUAUUUUACCGAACCUGUAGUCAACUCAUCAGCUGAAAUUAUGAACUCAAUCAGAACAAAUCAAGGUUCACUCAUUCCUAUUAAUGGGAGUAGCCUUGGCGAACGCAGAUUUGGUUAUCAGCUCAAAGAUUUACCAGAGAUGGCUGUUAUCACGGUGAGUUUGGAUUCGUACUUAGUACAAAGCAGACAGGGGACCCCCAUUUCUCCUGUACUUCCAGUCACUUUCCUCUACGAUUCGCAGAGGCCAGCUGUCAGGUUGAGCACAACAUCAAAUAUACGGACAAAAGAAAAGAGCAUUCCUAUAAUGAUUAAAUUCAUGAAGCCCGUAUUUGAAUUCAACUCUUCUCAUAUAUCCAUAUCCGGAGGAUAUUUGCUCAGCUUCGACCAAAUGAGUAGAACGCUCUAUGCUGUUCAUAUACGACCAGUUAAUAAAGUCGUAUCAGUCAGUGUGCCUGAAAAUAUAACUGCAGAUGUUUGUGGAAAUAGAAACAAAGCAUCUAAUUCUCUUCAAGUGAAACACUAUUCUGUACCUGUUGUGUCUUCAAUUCUUUCGUCCAUUGCAACUGCUGCUUUUGCUGUGACAUCUUUAGUGGCAGGGUUUCUAACAGUUUCAACUGCAAGCCAACUGUCCAUUGGAGCAUUUUCAAGACCAAAUUCAUUUUUGACAUCUGACCCCACGAGGAAUCUUUUUAGAAUUGCUUGCCACAUACAGAUUUUUGCACUGUCUAGAUGGUUGGCAGUACCCUUACCAGUCGAAUAUUAUGAACUUGCAAGAGGCUUACAAUGGAGUAUUCCCUACUUCAACCUCCCUUGGGAAACAGGAAAUGUCCAGCCAGUAAUGGUGGGAUCGACUUCCCCUUGGAGCAUGCGUCCAUAUAGAUCUGAAGUCCACAAAUCAAUAGGUUUGGAGGGCGUCCAACCAGAAGUCACAAAUGAUUCUGAUGCAAAAGCUUAUGGAUUGCCCCUCACUCCCAUGGAAUACAGAACAUAUUUUGAGAGCCAAAAUUUCAAGCCAGAAGCUGAGUACAUUUUGGAUCCACAGUACUCACAUGGGUGGAGGGAUUUUAGUAGAAGCAUGUUCUGGUUAGCAGUAAUUGGUGGCAGCUUGAUAUUAUUGCAUGCUUUAUUGCUUUUUAUUCUUAAAUCCCGAAAGAAGAACGAGAGAAAAUGGAGUUAUGGAGCAUUGAUAUUUCCAAGAUUUGAGAUCUUUCUUCUAAUACUUGCAUUGCCUUGCUUAUGUGAAGCCUCAACAGCUUUAGUUAAAGGAGGAUCGUCUUCUGGAUUAAUUGUCGGUGUUUUGCUGUUGGGUUUGGUAUCUUUUUUGCUGCUGGUGUUGUUCUUAUUCCUUUCUGUUGGAAUCACGUGUGGGAAGCUACUUCAAUACCAAGAAUUACACAAAGAAGGCCAAAAGUUUCACUGGUAUGGAGAGCUCAUUCGGGCGACCCUAGGUCCAGGUAAAAGAGGCCAAUGGACAUGGAAGAACCAGUCAAGUUCCAAGUAUUUAACCACAUUGGGUCCUCUAUUUGAGGAUCUGAGGGGUCCCCCGAAGUACAUGCUUUCUCAGAUCACUAUAGGCAAUCUAAAUAAACCAAGCAAUAGAAUCAUUGCCUCGGAUGAUGAAACAGAAGACGCGGAAGCACCUUUCAUUCAAAAGGUAUUUGGAAUUCUUAGAAUAUACUACACACUGCUCGAAUGUGUGAAACGUGUUGCACUGGGAGUUAUGGCCGGUGCCUAUUCAAAGAAGUGGUCGUAUAGAACCCCGACUAUCACCCUACUUUGCAUAACCUCGUUUCAACUCUUCUUCAUGGUUCUUAAGAAGCCUUUCAUAAAGAAAAAGGUCCAAUUGGUUGAGAUAAUUUCAGUCGCUAGUGAAGUUGCUAUUUUCACUUUCUGCAUAGUUCUCUUGGAGAAAGAUUUUUCGACUGAAGACGAGAGGAAAAUCGGGAUCUCACUGGUUUCGAUCUUCAUGUUCUCAUUUCUAGUCGAAAUGGUGAAUGAAUGGUAUGCAUUAUACAGACAGACAAAGCAACUGGAUCCUACAAACAGCUCUUUCUUGCAUGGUUUGGGAAUAGCUACACUUGGCUUCCUCUCAUUAUUCUGUCCUCAAAAUUUUAUCAAGAACAGUAGAUUGGAGGUAAAUAACCCGUGUGAAACAGUAGAAACUACUUCUUCGACAGACAGAAAUUUGACCUCAGGUAGUGGAAGCUCGGGAGAUAAGCCAUGGCUAAGGCAUAUAAGAGAACUAGCAAAGGCAAGCUUUAGCAAAGAAGGAAGCCAGGAUAAUCCGAAGGAUCCUUCCACGAGCAAGAACAAAUGGAGUGGAUUUUUGAAAAAGAGUGGAAGCCCGUCUGCUUCUACAUCAGCAGAUUUCAAGGCAAAACCGAAGGGAUUGUACAGAGAGUUGGAAGCCAUUUUUGCAUCAAAGUAA